CGAUUUUUUUACUAAUAUACUCACACAUUUGCGUUAUAUCGAUAAUAUACGUAUGCAUGUGUUAAAAAUGGUCAUAGUUAAAAAAAACCCUAGCUUAUAUUUCUACACAGGCAACCUUGAUAUAGUUUAACAAAUAUACAUACAUACAAGUGUACAUAUUUUCUGGAUUAUUAAGGGUCGCUGAUGAUGUGGUUAGUACUUAUUGUUUUCUGUUUAUAAGGAUUUCUUUAGGUUGCAAACAUAAAAACUCAGGCAUAAAAUCGCUAGUACCUGCGUUAAUCACUUGCGCUAAAAAAGUAUAAAAUAGGGUUUACCAGUAUUACGGAUUCUAUCAUGCACGUAUGAUUCGAAGUGAAAGGACGUUUCUGUUUAUUUUGUGGAAAUAAAAAAAUAAAAUCAAAGUGAAAUGGCAGAUGGUGAAUGGCUUACUCCACGACAACUAAGCGCACUUUCGUACGAAGAACAGCAAGCAUAUAUUCGUCAAACGCUUGAAGAGAGCCAAGAAGAAAUAAGUGACCACGAUUCAGUAGUUGGUGACGAGGCUUUAGAUCAGUGGUCGGCAACUUAUACAAUCAAACAAUUUAUUUUGUGAGAGUGUAUGCGUGUUGAGAGCUACUCAACUGACCAAGAGUUCUGUUCUACUGGUCCAGUACUUUUUUAGAACGGGUGAAAUUAGGACCAAUACUGGUUUCCUAACAAUAAUUUUUAUAGUGUACAUUAGCUUAACACAUACAAUCAAUUGUUUUUACUGCGAAGAAAUAUUUAUGAAAACAUUAUAAAGCAGUAAACUUUAUGUAAAUUACAUUUUUUACAAAACAAAAAUCGAUAGUACUAUGCACUUCGAAUUAAACACACAAUUAUUAAUUAUAUUAAAAACAUUUUAAAUUGCGAAUGAAGUUGGAAAAUUAAUCGUCGUUUUUUUAUGAACUGACUUGCAAAAAUAAUAAAAAAUUAAUAAUCUAAAUAGAAAUAUAAUAACAUACAUAAAAGCAUUGUCUUUUGUGUUCAUACAUGCCUGCGUACAAUACACCAUACGUCCUGCUCGCUGUGAAGUCAGCAGCAACUGACCUGGCAUCGUGUCUAUGGUGUAAAAAUGAUUGCAAGUGCGUGUGUUUCACACUUACACUCAGUGUGCGCUCAGAGAGCGCUCCCCGGGCAAUGGGCUGCCAAUCACUGCUUUAGAUGAAUGUGUAGGUGAUAUUGGUGCUGAUGACUCAGACUUAGAAGAGCCCACGUUACCAGAAUAUGACACAGAGGACGACAGUGAUUCUGAUGAAGAACUUGAAGAUGCACCAAUUGAAACUGGGGAAUAUUUUACUGCCAGAGAUGGUAAUGUUUGAUCUUCGAUACAACCACAACCUGUAAGAUUCUGUACGCACAACAUCCUAAGAAGUGCACAAUCUGGACCAGUACGGGCAACGCAAGGUUUGACCAUUUCAGAAACGUUCAAAUUGAUAAUGUCAGACGAAAUAUGCGACAUAAUUAUUCGUGAAUCAAAUCGAAAGGCAAGGCAAUUCUUUGAUGAUGACAAUGCAAAACAUCCAACAAGAGAACCGAGAUCAUGGAGUCGCAUAACAGAAAGUGAAUUUGAUGCAUAUUUGGGCGUACUUUUGCUAAGUGGCGUUACACAUUCUGGUUACGUGCAUACGAAAGAUUUGUGGAAUACUAAAUCACAUUCAUUAUAUCGUGCUGCAAUGAGUGUACGACGAUUUUGGGAAAUUAGCCGCUUCAUUCAUUUUGAUAAUGGAAAGACACGCCAGCAACGCAAACAAACUGGCAAAGCAGCAGCAAUAUCGGACGUUUUUUUGAUGCUUAACAGCUGUCUUCGUAGAUAUUACUUGGCAGGAGCCAACAUCACCGUAGAUGAAAAAUUGUAUGCUUAUCGUGGUGGAACUGGCUUCACGCAAUACAUACCAUCAAAACCUGCCAAAUAUGGGAUAAAAGUGUGGUGGGUGUGCGACUCCAUUUCGUCCUAUCCAUUACAGGCACAAAUCUAUACAGGAAUGGCACCGUCUGGUGAACGUGAAAGAAACGUUGGUGAAAGAAUAGUCAAAUAGUUAUGUAUCAACCUUUUUGAUGGAAGUGGAAGAAAUAUUGUAUGUGACAACUUUUUCACUAGCUACAACUUUGAUGAUAGACAAUAAUUUAUCUAUAUUGGGUACUUGCAACAAAAGGCGUACAUUCGUGCCAGCAGCAUUUGCCAACCCCAAGGGACGUGAGGCUGAAUCGUCAAUGUUUGGGUUCUAUAAUCACGUUACGAUGUGCUCGUACGUGCCCAAGAAAAACAAGGCAGUUGUAUUAUUGUCCACUUCUCAUUAUACAACAGAAACGUCUGGUCCUAAGAAGAAGCCAUUGCUUAUAUUGGACUACAACAAAACCUAAGGUGGAGUUGAUAGCAUGGACAUGUGCUUGUCCGAAUAUAGUACCAAGCGGCGCCCAAAUAGAUGGCCUUUGUCUUUCUUUUAUAAUAUUGUGGACGUUGCUGCGUUUGCUGCAUACAUAAUAUACGUUGACAACAACACUCACCUGAAGUCAUAUACAAGCCGCAUUAGGAUGUUUCUCCAUCAGCUAAGUGAGCAACUAUGCAAGCCAGAAAUAGAGAGAAGGGCGAAUAACAGCAGAAUAUCCAGAGUUUUUUCAACGCGCAGUGCCAUCGAAGCCAUGAUAGGUAGGCCCAUCCGAGUUGUGGAUGCUGGAGCACAUGAAGCGGAGGAGCGUGAUAGUACGGGACGCUUAAAAGUAAAGGGGAAUUGCUACAUCUGCUCCAAACGACGCCCUACUCGUAAAGCAUGCACAUUAUGCAACAAACCAGUGUGCGCAGAGCAUUCCAAAGACUUGCCGCAAUGCGAUAGAUGUAAUUGAAUUUCAAUAAUUUUAAAUUUUU
This is a messenger RNA of Zeugodacus cucurbitae (melon fly), 2884 nucleotides long. RefSeq names its product piggyBac transposable element-derived protein 4-like. The transcript has 2 exons. Bases 1458 to 2057 code for a protein of 199 amino acids. Lineage: Eukaryota; Metazoa; Arthropoda; Insecta; Diptera; Tephritidae. The record is from RefSeq and is a predicted model, not a curated record.